Molecule: messenger RNA, 1807 nt
Organism: Cephus cinctus (wheat stem sawfly)
Lineage: Eukaryota; Metazoa; Arthropoda; Insecta; Hymenoptera; Cephidae
Product: leucine-rich repeat-containing protein 15-like
Exons: 1
Coding region: 40-1107 (355 amino acids)
Cellular component (GO): extracellular matrix
Molecular function (GO): protein binding
Source: RefSeq, a predicted model, not a curated record
GUAUGCACGUCCACGCAAUUGUCGCAGUUGCAAAAACAUAUGCAGAGUGGAACAAUGCAUACAAAUUAUAAAGUCAUAGUUUACGCCGUGUUUCUAAUUUCUAUAUUGUGCAGUUCGACACUCUAUUGUGCCAUUAAUAAAAAUGAUGCUCAUAUAUAUUUUAAUGGAAAAAAUCUGACUAAGGCCACCACUAAUGAUGACAUCCUCGACCUGAGUGCCAUGAACAUCACAGGAAUAGCACCAGGAGCGUUUGCUGAUAACGAUGCCGUCAAGAUUCUUCGACUGAAUGAAAAUUUAUUAGUGACUUUAUCAAGUGCCACGUUUCGUGGAUUAAACCACGUCAAGCAUAUUAACCUUAUGGGAAACUUGAUUGAGCAAUUGGACGACAAUGCUUUCUCGUUUCUACCGGAUUUGGAGGAAUUGGAUCUGAGUGAUAAUUCACUGACUGCACUAUCCCCUGGGAUACCGAAGAGUCUACCGAAACUACGCCAACUUCAUCUGAAUGCGAAUAAACUUUUUCUAAUGGAAAAUAGUUUCGUUGGCCUUCAGGACUUGGAGUUGCUGGAAUUGACAUCCAAUAAUAUGUUCGAUUUGUAUGACGGUGUUUUUAAUGGACUUGACAAUCUUAAGCAUUUGGAUCUUUAUGGAAAUAAAAUAAGCGAACUUCGAAAAGAUAUUUUUCAAAAUUUGAGAAAACUGCAAGAACUUGACCUCUCGGAAAAUAUAAUUUGGUUGAUUCAUGAAGGUGCAUUUCAGGGUUUGAAAUCAUUAGAAUAUCUGUGGCUAAACGGAAAUCAAUUAUCAACUUUGGAAGAUGCCAAGAUUUUUCAAGGACUUAGGAAACUGAAAACACUUUAUCUGCAUCAUAAUCCCAUUUCUGUUUUGGACUUCAAUUGUUUUCGAAAUUUGCGUAGUGCUACUAUCGAACCAGGUUUCAGGAUAAACAAUAAGAUAAUUAUGAACAUAUCUGAUUUUAUUAAGACUUCAAUAUCGAAAUAUACAUGUGCAUUCGAAAAUUAUAAUGAGCCAUAUACUUGCCAUAUAAACAUUACAUUGACUGAUGCCAAUAACGAAAAAAUCAGAAAAUUCGGAAUUUCAGAUCUUUAACUAUUACAUUUUUCUUUGAUAUGAAUAUUGAGGUUCUUUGAGAAAUAAUAUAAAGUGUCUACGAUAUAUAAUGAAACUUUAUCUUUGUAUAAUGACGCACGCUGAGAAUGCCAUGGCUUCUUGAAUUUUACAGUAAAACUUCGUGAUUUUUAAAUCCCUUAGCAUUACAGUUACAUAGUUGUCCUUUGUUUGAAAAUGAAAAUCGGUGAACUUUUUUUUAACAUAUUUGUACAUGCGACUAAUUUAAUAGUGCGCUAUUAUUAGUUAAUAUAGAAGUGCGAGAAUUCGCGUAACAUUAGUUACACUUCGCACACAUGUCUUACGUUAAAUAUAGCUUACAAGGGUGUCACAGAAGCUAAUGAGAUCGCAAACGCGGAAGUGUUACACGCGUCCAAAUUAUUUAUAACUUACAUACUGAAAAUCAUAUAUUUUUAGAAUUGUCAAUGAUGGUCAAGCUGAAAGUAGCAGCUGAUAACUCCGAGCCGAUGAUCAUAAAACUUUAUUGUUGUAUUAAUAUUAUAUAUUACACUUAAAUAACUUUAUUAUAAAUGAAUGCAUCAUUACGAUCAAGUUAAAUUUUAUAAAUAAAAGGUUUACGAUUGAGACGAGUACGUAAGACUGUCUGCAGUUGUUUUUGAAAAAUUUUAAGAUAAGCCGCUUGUUUCAGCUCAAUUGAAUAAUAAAAUAAUAUUAAAGAGUC